Raphanus sativus (radish) is the source of this 1238-nucleotide messenger RNA. RefSeq lists its product as uncharacterized. The record is from RefSeq and is a predicted model, not a curated record. The transcript has 2 exons. NCBI's taxonomy places the organism in Eukaryota, Viridiplantae, Streptophyta, Magnoliopsida, Brassicales, Brassicaceae. Bases 18 to 1094 code for a protein of 358 amino acids.
AAAGCUUCAGCACUACGAUGCCGAUGACGUCCUACGCUCUCUCUUCAUCUCUUCCUCCCUCUUCCUUCUGCCGCUAUUCUCGCAUCCCUUCUAUCAAUUCCGCCUCUCUGCCCCGAAUUUCUCAUCUCAAUGUCAAUUACAAGCUUACACUUGCUCCACCGCAGCUUCUGAACGCCGGCGCGAGCCUCCGCGGCUUCUCUGUUCCGGGCAAGUUUCCGAGUGUAAGACUUAGGGUUUCCACGAGAUGCAACAAAGAAGAUGUACAGAAGGGCGAAACAGAGGAUGCGGCGGAGCGAUUCGCGAGGCGAGAGAGCACUAUGCCUGAUAGAUUUAGACACCUGACCAAAGAAGCACCCGACACUCCCGUAAGAUGGCCCUGGUUUAUCGCGUUAGCGUUUCUUGUUUACGCGUGGAGAGCAGUUUUGUUUGAGCUAACGAACUGGAGAAACGCUGCUUUCGCCAUCGUUAGGUUUCUCGGAGACCUUUCGAAGUUCGCGUUGGCGCUCGUCUUCCACUUUAUAGGAGACCCCAUCACUUCCCUCAUCGCUCUCGUGGAGACUGCAAUCUACAGCGUCCGGGCGUUCUACUCGGGGAUCGUGGCUUACACGCCUGUGAGGGAGUUAACCACGGUGAUCCUUCUCGCGUCAUCUGUUCUCGCGGUAGGAGAAGCAGUUGCGCCGAACGCGAUCAGCAAGCAGCCUUACGUGGUGACUCUUGCUGGUGUUUUGGGGUAUGCGGCUGUACAGGGGUACAUCUCGGAGCCGUUCUUCUGGACUGUUUUGGUGGGUAUGUAUGGGUAUUCGAGGUUGGUGAAGAAGAGAGAUGAUGUGACUUCGGCAUUACCUUCUGCGGCUGUUCUGGCGGGAGUAGGGGAGCCGUGGGUGAGAGUGGUGGCUAUCACAGGGUAUUUGGUUUUAGCUAUGUAUCACAAUUCAACUAAGAAAACGUCUUCUGAAGAAGAAGAAGAAGAAGAAGAGGGACAGAGCUUGAGGAAGGCACCACCGAUGCCGUUGUUGGCUGCGGCUUUGGCCAUUGGCGUAAGGCUUGCUGCAAAAUGGGCUGGUUACAGGCACUUGACUUGGAUGAUUGUUUAAAUUCUCUGUUAGCAACGAAAAUUAAAAGACCAGACUAAACUAGUUUGUGUUGUGCUUUGUAACCUCUACCCACUGGUUAGUUAUGUUUCUUUUUUAUGGCUCAUUAAGUAUUAAACUAAGCUCAUCUUGAGCCAUUUUGAAUUA